AUGGCGAAAACCAAUCAGGGUGCAUGGGCCACCGCGAGAGCGCCAGUCCGUGACGACGACCAGGGAAGUUUUGAGAGACGACGGGGAUGGAAGUACAGAAGUUUAAGAAUCGGAACCAUCAAACUUCCAUGCUAUGCAUCACCAGAAUUGCAGUUGAUCCUGGUUUCAUUCGUUUGCUUCUUAUGCCCUGGCAUGUUUAACGCCGUCAAUGGGAUGGGCGCAGCAGGUCUUGAUGAUGACGCCCAUGCUAGCAACGCUGCUAACACUACACUCUAUGCUACCUUCGCCGUUGUCGGGUUCUUCGCCGGUACCAUCACUAAUGUCCUCGGAAUUAGAGUGGCGCUUUCCUUCGGUGGUCUAGGCUAUUGCAUCUACGUCAGUGCUUUGCUUUGCUUCAACAUAACUCAAAACCUGGGCUACGUGGUGUUCUCUGGAUUCCUGUUGGGAUGUUGCGCCGGAAUCUUGUGGUCCGCGCAAGGUGCAAUUAUGAUGAGCUAUCCACCCGAGAAGCUGAAGGGGAGAUAUAUCUCCUGGUUCUGGAUAAUUUUUAAUAUGGGUGCUGUUAUCGGCGGUCUGGUGCAACUGGCCCUCAACUUCAACACCCGAGAUGGAACCAAAGCAGCAGCGGUUACGAAUGGCACAUAUAUCGGUUUCAUGAUUCUGACGUUCAUCGGUGCAUGCCUCUCUUGGACACUUGUCGAUGCCAAGCACGUCAUACGCCGCGAUGGUACCCGAAUUAUCAUGAUGAAGCACCCAACAUGGCAGUCUGAGAUUUUGGGUCUCUGGGAGACUCUCCGUACAGAUCCAUAUAUCAUUCUCCUUUUUCCAAUGUUCUUCGCAUCGAACUGGUUCUAUACAUACCAGUUCAAUGACGUCAACCUUGCGCGCUUCAAUGUGCGGACUCGCGCACUGAACAACACGCUGUAUUGGUUGGCGCAGAUUUUCGGAGCUGCUGUGUUCGGAUUUGCGCUGGACUUCCCGAACAUCAGGAGAACCACCCGAGCAAAGAUUGCUUGGGCCAUGAUGAUGGUGUUGACGUUUGCUGUCUGGGGCGGAGGAUAUGCCUUCCAACGACUGUAUAGUCGCGAUGAUAACAGCCUCCACUUCGACUGGACCGAUAGUGGCUACGGCGGCCCAAUGGUAUUAUACAUGAGCUACGGUUUCUACGACGCAGCGUGGCAAACAUGCGUUUACUGGUUUAUGGGUGCCAUCUCCAACAACAGCCGCAAGCUGGCAAACUUUGCUGGGUUCUACAAGGGUAUCCAAUCAGCAGGCGCUGCUAUCGUGUUCCGGAUAGAUGGCUACAAGAGGCCUUACAUGGACAUAUUUUUGUCCAGUUGGGUGUUACUGGCUGGGAGUUUGGUCGUUGCACUACCUGUGAUGCUGUUGAAGAUAAAAGACACAGUCCCGCUUGAAGAGGAUUUAAGGUUUACCGAUGAGACCAUCGAGGAUGUGUUGGGUAGAAGAGAAGGCUAUCUACUGGAUGAGCCUGAGAAGGCGUAG
Molecule: messenger RNA, 1503 nt
Organism: Alternaria atra
Lineage: Eukaryota; Fungi; Ascomycota; Dothideomycetes; Pleosporales; Pleosporaceae
Exons: 5
Coding region: 1-1503 (500 amino acids)
Biological process (GO): transmembrane transport
Molecular function (GO): transmembrane transporter activity
Source: RefSeq, a predicted model, not a curated record